AUGGAAGACCUUGUGACUGUCAUGAGCAGCAGGGAAGGACAGACCACAGAGACAGAGGAGGAAGGCACUCAAUAUAAUCUCAUUCUUCAGAAUGGCAAACAGCGGUAUGACAGGCUUAAGAUGUCGAAAGCAGUAGUGGUUGGAGAUCUCAAUGUGGGAAAGACAUGCUUAAUAAACAGGUUCUGUAAAGACGUGUUUGAGAGAGACUACAAGGCUACUAUUGGUGUUGACUUUGAGAUUGAGAGAUUUGAGAUGUCUGGGCUGCCCUUUUCUCUUCAAAUAUGGGACACUGCUGGUCAGGAAAAGUUCAAAUGCAUCGCAUCAGCAUAUUACAGAGGAGCUCAAGUUAUUAUUACUGUCUUCGACAUGGCGGAUAUCAAGAGCUUGGAACACACACAACAGUGGUUAUCAGAGGCACUGCGGGAAAAUGAACCAGACUCUUGUUUUGUUUUCUUGGUUGGCACAAAAAGAGACCUCCUGUCUGCAGAAGAGUGCCAGAGAACAGAGAGCGAUGCCAUAAAGAUUGCAGCAGAAAUGAACGCUGAGUUUUGGUCGUUGUCCUCAAAAACAGGGGAGAAUGUCCAGGAGUUUUUCUUUCGCGUAGCAGCUCUGGCCUUUGAAGAUGCCAUACUGAAGGACCUGGAGACAGGAAGCAGCACGGCUCAGAUUGGAGAUGGAAAUAUUCUCGAUGAUAACGCACUGGAAGAUGCACAGGAAAAGCCAAAGAAGAAGUCCUGUUGUUGACCCUCAAUGGUUCAAGAAGAAGAAAUAACCAAUUUGUAUUACAGGACAGAAUAAAUGUUUAACCUAGUAGAAAACAAAGUGUUUUGGUUGACAUAACCAACCUCUGAGUUGGUGCAUCACUAAUGUACUCUCUGAGAGGGACCACCUUAUCAGAACACAUCAAAAUAAGGGACUGACAUCAAAUAUGAUUUCAAACAUUUGAUUUAUACUGUAGUAUUAACGUCAGUAUUUUUGCUGCAUAAACUGCCAUUUAAUAAUUGCAUUGUGUUUUUCCUU
Sinocyclocheilus anshuiensis is the source of this 1020-nucleotide messenger RNA. Its product is annotated as ras-related protein Rab-36-like. Gene Ontology annotation, molecular function: GTP binding; GTPase activity. Lineage: Eukaryota; Metazoa; Chordata; Actinopteri; Cypriniformes; Cyprinidae. The record is from RefSeq and is a predicted model, not a curated record. The transcript is spliced from 9 exons. The coding region runs from base 1 to 744 and encodes 247 amino acids.